GCCUACCCAAGUUUGUCGUACUCUUCAUGGAUGACCUGGGCCAUAUAUCCCAGUGGAGUGCCAUCAUGGCUGGAAGUCUCGCAGGCAUGGUUUCCACCAUUGUAAUGUAUCCUACAGACCUCAUCAAAACGCGCUUGAUUGUGCAGAAUAUGCUGGAACCAUCUUAUAGGGGGAUCCUCCAUGCUUUUUCUACUGUUUAUCAACAGGAAGGAUUCCUGGCCCUUUAUCGAGGAGUUUCCCUUACAGUUUUAGGUGCUCUCCCUUUCUCUGCUGGCUCUCUUCUAGUUUACAUGAAUCUGGAGAAAAUCUGGAAUGGACCCCGAGAUCGCUUCUCUCUCCUCCAGAACUUUGCCAACAUCUGCCUGGCUGCUGCGGUGACCCAGACCCUCUCCUUUCCCUUUGAUACAGUGAAGAGGAAGAUGCAGGCUCAGAGCCCCUACCUUCCCCGCUGUGGAGGAGUAGAUGUCCAUUUCUCAGGAGCCACGGACUGCUUCCGGCAGAUAGUGAAGGCCCAUGGGGUACUGGGACUCUGGAAUGGAUUGGCAGCCAACUUACUGAAGGUAGUUCCAUAUUUUGGAGUUAUGUUUGGUACCUUUGAGUUCUGCAAGAGAAUUUGUCUUUACCACAAUGGUUACAUUGUGUCUCCUCUGAGCUAUAAAUUGACCCCAGGGGUGGAUCAGAGUUUGAAACCCCAGGAAUUACGGGAAUUAAAGAAGUUCUUCAAAACUGGAAAACUAAAUUCUAGAAAACCAACUCUUUAAAACUGAAUGGAACUAGAAGUGCACUGACCGAAGGCGUUUUGCAAUCAUGGAUAAAUUUAGCUUCAAAAUUGCACAACUGUGGAGUGAGGAGAGGAUACUCCUGUCUGCUUCUCUGGGAAAUGAGAAGACUCAGCCAUACGCCACCUCUGAGCUCCAAAUUGAUGUCCCUGGGAACACCUGCAGCUCCGGAAGGUUUCCCAACAUGACCAUCUCCUGAUGGCAUUCCACCAGAUUUUAUAACAAAAGCUAGCAGUAAUGAU
Messenger RNA from Myotis davidii, 1021 nucleotides. RefSeq names its product solute carrier family 25 member 43 (gene SLC25A43). The coding region runs from base 27 to 761 and encodes 244 amino acids. The record is from RefSeq and is a predicted model, not a curated record. Gene Ontology annotation, biological process: transmembrane transport. The transcript is spliced from 6 exons. Lineage: Eukaryota; Metazoa; Chordata; Mammalia; Chiroptera; Vespertilionidae.